AUGGGAGUCACCGUCAUCAUCGUUGGAGGCAGCGUCUCAGGUCUGUCUCUGGCCUGCAUGCUGGAGAAAUUCAACAUCAACUAUAUUCUCCUGGAAGGACACGCCAACAUUGCGCCGCAGCUCGGCGCAAGCCUCGGAUUGCUCCCAAGCGGUCUGCGCAUUCUGGAGCAACUCGGGUGCUAUGACAAGAUUCGUGAAUUGGCCGGUGACACCUACUACCGCACGAGGAUGCGCUUGUUCAGUGGGAAGCACUGGAUUGACCCGGAAGCUACGACGUUCUCGGAGAAGCUGGAGGAGAGCUUGCAGAAUGGUACUCAGCUCAUGCUGUCUCUUACAAUCGGAUAUCCGAAAAUUUUCAUCGAUCGCCGGAUGGUUAUUCAAGUCCUGUUCGACAGCCUCAACCACAAGGACCGGGUCCUCACGAGCAAACGCGUCCAUUAUGUUGAGCACGAAAAGGAUCACAUCAAUGUACACACGAAAGAUGGCCCCGUGUACACGGGGGAUAUUGUCGUCGGCGCCGACGGCAUCCAUAGCACCAUCAGGCAGGAAAUGUGGCGGAUUGCACAUGCUGCGGAAUCCGAUGUCUUUCAGGCAGAUCCCCUCUCUGACCUCCAAUGCGAAUCGAAAUGCAUCUUCGGCAUCUCCAAAAGACCCCCCAGCUUACCCAAGGAACCCCAGCAGAUCAACGCCUUCUUCACGAACUGCAACUACAUGAUCAUCUCCGCACCCGAGGACAGAUACUACUGGUUCAUGUUCACGGAAGCCAAGAAAGCCCAUACCAAGGAUAUUCCCAGGUAUACAGAGGAAGACGAACGCCAGCUCGCGGAGCAGCAUAUCGGGGACCAGUUGACGGAAACAACGACAUUCAAAGACCUCUACAUACACCGCUUGCAAACGGCCCUGGUGAGCAUAGAAGACCACGUCUUUCCCCGCUGGUACUAUCGAAGGAUAAUCGCAAUCGGAGACGCAGCGCACAAGCUCCAUCCCAUCAGCGCACAGGGAGGAAGCAGUGCCAUGGAAACCGCAGCCGUCUUAGUCUACACGCUUCUCCCGGCUUUAGAGGGUCAGGAACCGCUGACGGAAAGCGCCAUCGAGGCCCUCUUCGCCGAAGUCCAAGCAAAACGGUUCCCACGCGCCGUGGACGCGCUGAACCAGGGUCGACACACAAACGCGGCCUCGAUCAAGGAAACGUUCUUCUCGAAGAUCGUCGUCGAUUACCUUUUUCUCCCGUUCGGGCAGAGCUUGAUCUUUCGUCUUAUUGUUAAUAACACAAUGGGCAGUGAAAAUGUGGAUCGGCUGCCGUUGCCAAAGAGGUACACGGAUGCUGUUGCGCGCUAUGAAAGGGGCAACUGCAGGAGGAACUGGAUUGUUUGGGCUUUGGUGUCUGUUUAUGCUGGGGGUCUUGUCUGUUCCACCAUUGGUAUGGAUACCUUCACCUUCUACGCCCUCGGCGCCCUGGGUGUGUGGGCAGCCGCCAGCCAGUUUCCUCCGGGACAGACUCACCCAUCCUGCGAAGAGCUCACGUCCCUCCUUCCAGACCGAGUCUCUACCCCGCGCAGCCAGACGUACAUGCAGUCCGUCUCGUCGUAUUUCAGCCACCAAGAGCGGACCCUCCAGCCAGCCUGCAUUGUCCAGCCAACAACCGUAGACGAGGUUUCCACCGCCAUAGUCACUCUGGCACGCGCACACCGUGAAUAUGACGAGUAA
Molecule: messenger RNA, 1707 nt
Organism: Aspergillus mulundensis
Lineage: Eukaryota; Fungi; Ascomycota; Eurotiomycetes; Eurotiales; Aspergillaceae
Exons: 5
Coding region: 1-1707 (568 amino acids)
Molecular function (GO): FAD binding
Source: RefSeq, a predicted model, not a curated record